Molecule: messenger RNA, 306 nt
Organism: Encephalitozoon intestinalis ATCC 50506
Lineage: Eukaryota; Fungi; Microsporidia; Unikaryonidae
Exons: 1
Coding region: 1-306 (101 amino acids)
Source: RefSeq, a predicted model, not a curated record
AUGGGUGAAAAUAAGGACUUUAUUUCUCCGCUUGAUUUAGCAAAAAGAUUGAGAUCUAACGUAUAUGAUCCAGUUAAAACACUUUUAUCGAUUCAAUGCUUAAGUCGUCCACUUUCCGUGGACAGAAGCCAAGUAAGAGCAAUAAGAAGGCUUUCAAAGUUUCUUUUUAGUCUUUCCCUAGAUAAAGAGGUGCUUGUUUCCUUGGCGUUCAAUCCCGAAGCAGUUGAUACAUUUAUGGAUUUUGGUAAGAUAGUUAUGCAUCGGGAGUAUAACAAAAUUUAUUACUGCAUUGAUAUUAAGCCAUGA